Molecule: messenger RNA, 1663 nt
Organism: Cloeon dipterum
Lineage: Eukaryota; Metazoa; Arthropoda; Insecta; Ephemeroptera; Baetidae
Product: mucin-21-like
Exons: 9
Coding region: 169-1635 (488 amino acids)
Source: RefSeq, a predicted model, not a curated record
UCGCGCGAAUGACGAUGAUCCUGCUUCUUCCGCUGAGUGGCCGCAAACCGUUUUGCAAUCCGUGCGCUUUGGCACAGAUGGAAAAGGCAAUAAGCAGAGUUUACAACCUCAUUUAUAUAGAUUCAGAGUAAUGGUAUUGGAUCGUUUGGGACAAUUGAUAACUUAAUAAUGCUGGUCGUCCUGUGUAUGAUGAUACUCCUGCUGCAAUCGCAAGCAGACUCGAAGACGAUACGAGUCAAGUCUUCCGGAAAGAUUUCAUUGAAUUUUGUAUAUCAGCAGAGGAGAAGCACAAUCAUAAAAUGUUGCGGGAAUGUAAGGUGCCUGGGUAACCGCCCAGUUCUUUCAAAGCUCAAAAAUACGACAAAUGCAGAGGUCCUAUCAAAAAUUUCAUCGCAAUCUUCACCGAGUAUAAUCAAGAAAACAACCGUCGGAACGGAUGUGACGUCGGACAAUGCCGCAGAAGCAAAUUUGGACACGUCGCCCUCGUCGUUUGACCCUACUGAUGUCGGAGGGAAAACCAUUUCUUCGGCUCCAAGUGCGUCAUCAACCAAAAGCUUGACAGGAACAGCCGCAGGAUCAACAACGGUGGUGGCAAGAGCGUCAACAGCCGCAGGAGCAACAACAGCCGCAGGAGCAACAACGGCGGCUGGACAGCCAACGACGGCCGGAGCAACAACAGCCGCAGGAGCGUCAACGGUCGCAGGAGCAACAACAGCCGCAGGAGCAACAACGGCGGCUGGACAGCCAACGACGGCCGGAGCAACAACAGCCGCAGGAGCGUCAACGGCCGCAGGAGCAACAACAGCCGCAGGAGCGUCAACGGCCGCAGGAGCAACAACAGCCGCAGGAGCGUCAACGGCCGCAGGAGCAACAACAGCCGCAGGAGCGUCAACGGCCGCAGGAGCAACAACAGCCGCCGGAGCGUCAACGGCCGCAGGAGCAACAACAGCCGCCGGAGAGUCAACAGCCGCAGGAGCAACAACGGCGGCUGGACGGUCAACGGAAGCCGGAGCAACAACAGCCGCAGGAGAGUCAACAGCCGCAGGAGCAACAACCACGACUGCAACUCAAGAAGGUGUGGUUUCAUCGGAAGGAACUGCAACAACAGGAUCGACUACAACUGCUAUACCAACAACAACAACCACACAGCCUUGCGUCAGUGGUUUCGACAGAACGUGCCGGCCCGAACCAACGUGCAAAGUGGAUACCGUUGCUGUGAGCUCUCUUAAAUUAAUUGGGAGCACCUUGGACGGCGAAAUGGUAACGACCGGGAACGGCAAAAAAUACUUCAUGGGAUCCGACAACAAUGGUCUGACUUACGACGUUGCCGCCGCAGUUUGUUGCAAACUAGGAAUGAAACUUGCCGAAUUCCCCACGAUCGCCAGCUGGAACAACUUUCUCGACUACUUUAAACCCCUGACUUUCUCCAGCUGGGACUACAUCGGGCAAACGACCGACAAUGGCAACAACACCGACACGUGGUGCGGCUCCGGCACUCUGGUCCCUGACGGAAUCAUUCCCGCCGAUCUGUACAACAUUUCGUGCGGCACCAAGAACCUGAUCGUGCUCACUCCGGGAGGGAAUCUCACCUACAUCAACCCUCAAAAAAGUAUCCACCGCUACUUCUGCGAGUAGUUUUGUUCAUGAUCAGAAUAAAUGAUUG